This is a messenger RNA of Gryllus bimaculatus (two-spotted cricket), 387 nucleotides long. NCBI's taxonomy places the organism in Eukaryota, Metazoa, Arthropoda, Insecta, Orthoptera, Gryllidae. The record is from the annotation of a GenBank genome assembly.
AUGCUCAUUGGCAAAACCCGCCGACGCCGCCUGCGGAAGACUCGCCGGAAGACGAUGUGUCCAGCCACAGCCGCUGUCUACAGAAGAACUGGAGGACAACGCAUCCAUCCACAAGAGCCGUGCUUCAAUGAAUUGGAAUGCACAGUGUCUGACGACUGCGAUGUAGGGCUCAUGAUGAGAGGACAGACAUACGCUGUCUUCAGAAGAACAGCUGCACGGCACCGCGUCCAGCCUCUGACGACGGCGAUGCAGGAUGAGAGAACAGACCUCCACUGUAGAAGUUGGCAUACUUGGGCCAAACGUUUCGUCCACGUCUGCGGUGGACAUCUUGGAGACUAUGCCAACUGGACGACGGCCUACCAGCCCGGAAAAUCUACCUUCUAUUGA